This is a messenger RNA of Truncatella angustata, 2014 nucleotides long. RefSeq names its product beta-lactamase superfamily domain-containing protein. NCBI's taxonomy places the organism in Eukaryota, Fungi, Ascomycota, Sordariomycetes, Amphisphaeriales, Sporocadaceae. Gene Ontology annotation, molecular function: N-acylphosphatidylethanolamine-specific phospholipase D activity. The coding region runs from base 352 to 1668 and encodes 438 amino acids. Gene Ontology annotation, biological process: N-acylethanolamine metabolic process; N-acylphosphatidylethanolamine metabolic process. Gene Ontology annotation, cellular component: cytoplasm; membrane-bounded organelle. The record is from RefSeq and is a predicted model, not a curated record. The transcript is spliced from 3 exons.
AGCCAAGGCAAUUGCCAAAGCUCCGAGAUGUGGAUCAAUGCCACGCUUCCUUCAGUAUUGUAGACAAAGUGAAAAGAGCACAAUAAGACACGCUCGCCGCACUAUAACAUUUCCAAAUAGUUCAUGAUAUCUUCCCUAUUAAUAGCGUGAGUUGAUCUUAUCCAUGAAGGUCGCUGCCAUGGGCAUCAUAUUGCCCAAUCGGCACUAGCGCCAUUGGGACCAAUAUUCAUUGUAUCUGGCAAUCCGUGCGCUGUGUAACAGGCAAUCACAAGCAUAAAUGCCUGGGCUUGCUGCUGCCUCUGGCAUGCUUGCCCCUCCGUGACUUACAAACUCGCCCUUGCUACCUGCCGAAUGAGUUACAGCAGCUUGCAACAGAACGCCAUCCGUUUCCACGAUUUGACUUAUUCAUCAAACCUACGCAGCUCAAGCCUCUACCGCCUAUUCGGGAGACAUCUCACGACGGCGACACUUCCCGUCAUGUCAGUCCCUACAGCCAAGGACACCUACACCUGCACCGUCACUGUAGACCACGGCACAGCACCAGCCAAGGGCGCCAAAGCACACCACGUCUACGAUGAUUCCGGGCGUCUUAUCCGAUUCAAGAACCCCUGCCCAUCAUUCGGCAACUGGAACAACGUUUCGCUUUGGGGCUCCGCCGUGCUUUACUUUGGUAACCGCCUGCGAGGAAGGCUCCCCGUCCCCGACACGUCCAUCGCCAAGAUCCCUACGGUGAAGGCGCAAUUCCUACAAUCUCGCACGGCGGGGCCUAGCACGCUCCGAGCAACGUGGAUUGGCCAUGCAACCUACUUCGUAGAGUUCCCUUCGGGCUUCCGCGCCUUAUUUGACCCCGUCUUCGAGGAGCGCCAUAAUUUCUUCGCCCCGAAGCGAUUCACGGCCCCUGCCUGUACGCCGAGUGCUUUCCCUGCUCUAGACGCCGUCUUCCUUAGCCACAACCAUCCUGAUCAUCUCUCGUAUCCAACUGUAAAGGAGCUCAUCAAAGCAUACCCAAAGGUUCACUUUUUUGUUGGGCUUGGGGAAUCACCAAAGUUACGUGAACUCGGUGUCCAUGCUGUGACCGAAAUGGACUGGUGGGAUGACGCCGUGGUGACCCUGGAGAGGCCGGCUGCGAGCAACGAAGAGCCGAAGCAUAUCACCGCCGAGGUCUCAUGCCUGCCCAGUCAGCACGGCACAAUGCGGACUCCUUCCGACAAGGACCACACGUUAUGGGCGUCUUGGGCUGUCACGUCGGGCGACAAGUCUUUGUGGUUUGCCGGUGAUACGGGCUAUAGAUGCGUCCCAGAUGGAAUGGAGGAAUUUGGGCCAGGCUUCGAUGACUUACCGACGAACCCGCACUUUGCACAAAUCGGCGAGCUUCGGGGACCAUUCGAUUUGGGCCUGCUUCCCAUCGGCGCUUACCAUCCGCGUAUGAUGUACAGCCCAGUCCAUGCGAGCCCCUAUGAUGCUGUUGAGAUCUUCCAAGACACUAAAUGCAUAAAAGCCUUGGCCAUGCAUUGGGGAACAUGGGCGUUGACAUCUGAACCUGUCAACGAACCCCCGGAAAAGUUGAAGGAAGCAUUGGAAAUGAGGGGCAUUGCUCAAACUGGUAUCUUCGACGCCUGUGGAAUAUGGGAACAGACAAAGCAUAAUAAUCAGUGCAACAUGUAUUGAACUGGAGUGGAGGAGCUGAGCCCUGACUACCGGUCAGUGCAGGAUCCCUUCUGACAAGGGAACACUUGCAUUGUCCUCGAAGUGAAGAUGAACACGUUUCUGAUCUCUCGAAGCCGAUGCGAAUGAUACCAAACUGGAAUGGUAGAACUUCAUAAAUGAAAAAGGUGAUGACCUGGGGACUUUCCCCUUCGGCCUGCGACCACUACUAGCAAAACCUCCUCGAAUUGUGGGGCCCCUAUCCAGCUCAAUGACACAAUCCCAUACCAGUAGCACACAUAAUACAGAGCCACUAAGCCCCAUUACAGUCUAAAUCUACACUACUUGACUGCAAUACGCUCGAAUUAAU